Rhagoletis zephyria (snowberry fruit fly) is the source of this 5970-nucleotide messenger RNA. It is a transcript of the gene fs(1)N, whose product is annotated as female sterile (1) Nasrat. The record is from RefSeq and is a predicted model, not a curated record. Gene Ontology annotation, cellular component: cell surface. NCBI's taxonomy places the organism in Eukaryota, Metazoa, Arthropoda, Insecta, Diptera, Tephritidae. Gene Ontology annotation, molecular function: heparin binding.
AUGAGAAAGGCGAAAAAAAGAAAUGCCACGUACUCCUUCUGGAAUGACGCGCAAUCACAAACGGAAGGUGUUAUUUUAGUUUCUGAGCAGGAUCGUGUGCUAUGGUAUCGGGUUAAUAAUGUGACGCGCAGAGUGGAAUUGUACUGGCAAUGGGUUGUGGGUAACACCAUCACUGGACUCACUUACUUCACAGUAGAGAGCAAAGACUAUGUGGUUGUGUCUACAAAUCAAUCCUCACAUACCGGCUUUUACACGCUGAAUAUUUAUCAAUUCGACCUAGGCUCACGCGAAUUUUGGAUUGCACAGCGCAUGCAAUUAGAGUUUCCUUGCCCCGAGACCACCUUACUCGAUACGGGUCGUGAUCUGAUACUCGCCGUGCCACAGAACCAAACAGCUGCCAUCUAUACAUUCAAUCCGCGCGCCGACACCACAGACUACUUGCGUUUCAAACUCAAGCAGCAAAUCGCAUCCGAAGAUAUUGAGUCUAUCGCCGGCUUCAAAAUGGGUGGACGUAGCUAUAUCGCAAUUGGCGGUCAGCAGCCACAAGUCUUACUCUAUCAGCAGGGUGAGCUUGUGCCCAAAACAAUAUUGGCGCAUAAUUUUGGCGUUGUGCAGCUCUUCUUUCCAGUGCCGGUGCGAACCUACCGUGACGAUCUGAUACUGCUCGUACAACAUCGUGUCGACUUCAGCACGCACAGCCUCACGGUGCUCGAGACCUUGAUAUGGGAUGGCGAGGCGUUUGAGGCCAGCAUACCAGUACCAUGCAAGCUUGGGCAGCACACAGUCUUUGGCGUGAGCUGUGUGUUGGAUAUAGAACGCGAUGCCGGUCUAAAAGGCGCAACCUACUUUCGACGCGGCGAUGAAGUGUCGUUAAUUGUGCCGCGCCACAAUGCUGAGUCUGGGCUAUUUAAGCUGCACACUGAACUNUUUGGUGAGGUGGGUGAAAUCUAUGUUAACGACUACCGCUGGACGGAUGAAGAUACUCUACUUGAUCUGGAUCAAGUAAUAACAGCCAUUGAACAGCUGGCGUCGGACUUAAACAUUGCCAGGCAUAGACGCGACACUGCUUUUGAUGAGUUCAAUUUCGAACACUUGGAAUUUGAUAGUCUGGAAGUGGAUGAAAUGAUUGUGCAGCAAGUCAACAGUGAAGAUUUUUAUGUGAAGGAUGGCAUGCUAGAGUUCAAUGGGCUUUUGAAUGUACAAGACAUGCAAGUUUUGGAGCGUUUAGGUGCAGUCGAGGAGCGGGAAGCAGAUGACGAGAACGAAGAUGAGAGCAGCGAAGAGGAAAGUGACACACUAGUGCUCGAUGGCGACUUGGAAUUUGAGUCCAUUAAUGGCAUAAGCUGGCAGGAAAUAAAGGAGAAUAUGGUGUCCACAGAUGUGCCGUUGGACUUGACUCAGCUCGAAGUGGAUGGGGAAGUUGUAAUCGAGAACCAAAUCUCGUUGAAUGCAUUGAACUCACUCGACUUUCCUGAUGAUUUCCUCUGGUCUGAUGGUCCUACAGUUAGCGUUGUGCGCGGCGAAAAAACUUUCACCGACACGCUGAGUGUAAAGGCGCUCGACACUGAAGGUUUGCUGAACGCCGUGAACGCAUCGGACGCCAUUACGUUGAGCGGCGCACAAGAAUGGCUUGGACAGCCAACUUUCGCCAACCUCAAAGUUACGGAGAUCUUUCAGCUCAAUGGCACCACACGCGGACGUGACAUCGGCAAUCUACCAAACAACCCUACGUUGAAGGACUCAAAUCAGAUUGAGGCUAUUUGCAACUUUAAGCAGCUGCAGGUGCAUGGUCCCAUACACAUAAAGGGGCUGUAUGACGGGCAACCGCUUGAACCUCUCUUGCGUGAUAUCGUGCAACGACCCGCACAUCCUGAGGCCACUAUCACCGUGCGUGCUAAAAAGCGCUUUAGCGACGUGCAAAUGCCGUUGGACUUUCAAGUGUUGGAUGGCAAGUUGAAUAACAUACCAGUGGAGAAUUUCGUGCCGGCGCAUACAAAGCAGACGUUGGAUAUGACCGCCUUGCAGGCGUAUGUUUAUUUUUCCAAUCUCACGCUUAGUGGUCGCUACGAUGGCGUGGAUCUGGAGGAGCUUAUGCAGAAUGCGAUCAGAAUAGAUCAGCCACAGGUAGCUUUGGACACACAUCUAAGUUUCGCAAACGCUUUACAGAGCGACGAAGUGGAUGUAACGACUAGUCUAAAUGGCGCGCCUAUAGCGGAGAACUAUCAAACCAUCGAUGAGGAUAUGAAUAUACCCGUUGCGUAUUUUGAGCUGCUACAAGCUAAGGAGGCUGAUAUACUGGGAAAUAUUGAAGGCGACAACGCGAAAUGGAAUAUGCACUCGCAGGCGCAGUCUGAUGAGGGUAGCGGAAACAUGCCAACCGGCAACAUUUACAUAGAAGAGCUCAAGCUCGCUUACGGCCUAGACGUAGAUGAAAUUCAUGGCAUUAACGCUUCGCUGGUUUGGAGUUUUCUCGAUGAGAUCGAUGACUUGCCCGAAAUGGUUUUGGAUGGUAAAAUCGUAGUGGAUCACGUCAUAGUUACCGGCGAUGUUCACGUACACAAGCUCAAUCAGCAACGCUUCGAUGAGGAUUUGCAACUCACCAUUGUGUGGUUGAAUCGCCCCAAUUACCUAAGCACACGCCUCACAUUCAGCGAUGCACUCAUGGUACAUGGAAAACUCCAAAUAAACGGUGCAUAUAAUGGCAUGAACCUGCAAGCGAUUCUUGAUGAUAUGAUUUUCCGCGAACCCACCAACGGCACAGUGCAAGUGUUUGCACCAAAGAGCUUCACGCAGCGUGUUCAAGUCGUGCGCGACACCCACUUGGAGGCACUCAACGGCAUACCCUUCUCAGACAUCGCCACCAAGAAAACCAUUUCUAACUUCCGCGGCACUCUGCAGCUGCACGGCAAUCUAAUCGUAAAUGAGCUUGAACUCGCUGGCGCGCUUAACGGACAACCAAUGUCUGCAUUUAGCAGAGCGAUACGCUUUGAUCAUGACAUGCGAAAUUUCAUAAUGCAAGGCGUUGUGAACUUCAGCACGCAACAGUUACACUUGCAAGACCUAACUGUGCGCGGCCAACUUAAUGAGAUGCCGAAUUUGGCACACUUCUUCGACGAACUGGUCUACAAGGAUAAAGUUUGUAUGCUGAAAGGUUCGAAUACUUUCACUGGUCGCGUGAGUAUAGAGAAAGGCGCCUAUAUACGCAACUUGAAUGGCUAUAACCUUUUGACGCUAUUUGAUAACAUCGUCUAUGUGAACGAACCGCGACCGGUGCUGAUAAGGGCACCUCUGACAUUCAAGGGUUCAGUGCGCGCGCAAAAUUGGUUCGUACAGGAUACACUUGAGGCAACUCAUUUAAAUGGGUUUGCAUUGAAGGAGUGGUUCACGGACACUUUGCGGCUGGAUAAACCGCAGGAAAUAGAACAGUAUCUCAUAUUUGCGCCAUGCAGCUUAAAUGGCAACAGUUUCUACGCAAGCUAUUUGAAUGACAUUGAUCUCUCGCAAGUCGUUACUUUGCAUACGGCACAAAAUCUCACCGGCAACAUUACAUUCUCCGAAUUACAUUUGGAUGGGCAAAUUCAUGUGCAAGGUGCGGUGAAUGGUGUCGAUUUGGAAAAGGAGUAUGCGAAUACUUUAAUGACUCAUGGAAAUCAACAUGUCAUUACUCCGCUAACACUGCAUUCCGCAUUGGUGCGUGGAAAUCUAAGAACCAACGCCCCUGUAAACAAUGAUAAAGAUUUGCGUGAAGUUGCAAUGCUUAACGGCGACCAGCAUUUUGAGUCGCCGCUCUAUUUUGAGGAUGUGAAUGCAACGGAAGUAAAAACCAAAUACCGCAUGUCAGGCAUAAACAUGGACGAAUGGUUCAGGACCGCGCUGCGCACGGCCGGCAAAUCGCAGCAGUUCAUUACCGGCAAUUGGAGUGCGCGCACAUUAAAUGUCAACUCUGGGCCCACAUUACCAAGCUACUUGGCCAGCGGGCGGCCGCGACCAAUGCCCUUUGGUGCGCUGAUACGUAGCGUGCGCGAAGGUAAGGAAUACGAGGAUUUGUGUGAGCAGUUGAGGAGGCUGGUGAAGAAGCAGCAGCGACGCGGUUACCAGUUGAAAUACUUGGAGCGGGCCUUUGAGUUGGACUUGAAAAGGGAGGUUGAAGCAGAUGCUGAUCGCAUUGAGAAAAUACAGGCAGUAUUCGCUAUGGAAAACGAAGGUGUCAAUUACCUCCUAAUUAAUAUGGUUAAUCAAGCACGUGUGUUAAAGUGGAACCCACUUAGUGGGAUGUACGACGAGGUAGUCAUCUUUCAGUCUGGCACCAUCAAUCAAGUAAUCGCGAUGGAAGCAGCGGGGAUGUCAGUGUCAAACACUAUACACUUUGUAACUAACAAGGCGGGCGUAGAAGGUUCACUUAAGUACUGGCGUCUGGAGCGCAAUAACCUUACAUUGCUGAAGUCAUUUGAGAAACCGGCCACUGAGCUGAUGUUAUCGGCACACAUGCCCGACAAAUUAUACGCUUUAAACACAGAUACCGUCUACGGCUAUGAUUUGAGUAAACUCAGCCACACCAAUACCUGGUUUCUGCCUGACUGGCUGGACAACACGAGCUAUCGCUUUGUACCCCACCACUCGCAGGCGCUUAUGGUUACCAACGGCGAGGUAAUACUGCUCUUCAACGAUGACGAGUUUAGCGCGCGUGACAAGCGGACCUCAGCGCCGAAUUACAGUCUACCCCUUUCCUACCAACGUGUAAUUCGCCCACAAGCUUACAACCUUACCGAAGUUGUGCUAAAGCCGAAUGCUUCGCUAACGCAUCAAUUCCAACUCGCUGACUUCCGCGUUGUUAUCGGACACAUUCUUGACGACUUGAAUUACCGCCUGCGACUUGAGGUGAAUAUUACACAACUCAGCAUACCGGAGACGGAUUUGCACGACGAGCACUUGAUGCAGGACUUUAUAGCAAUAAUGGAGGAGCUUAGGCGCCAAAAAAUCUACCCAAACACGACCUUCGAAAGCAUUGAAUGGGACAUGCUGCAGCUGCCCGAAAAUCCGGCGCAGGUAUUGGCAGCGCGCACUGUGCAGAUCUUGUGGCCUAGCAUUGUGGACAUGGAGGAAAUACAGGGUUACCUACAGGGUGCUGAUGCAGCAGAUGUGGCCAGCAUUAUGACCAUCAUGGAUCAUUUGGGCACAACAGUGCGUGAUGUGCUCAUACUGGCCAAUAGCAUAGAGGAUGGCACACAGCUCUUUGAAGGCGACGAUGCGGCUGCGCAUGCGUGGGAGUUGAGCGCUGUCAUUGAGUGCAUACGCAGUUUGCAGCACUAUCUGGAAAACACGGUGCGCGUGCUAAAGGCCGAAGCGCUCAAAGACAAGCAAGCGCCAACAACUCGUGAGGAGGACUUAGAAAUGUCGGCAAGCGUGCUCGAUGCGACAGAUAAAGUACCAACCGUAGAAACACCCAUUGAGUUCACACGCGAAAACAACACUUGGCUAAAGUUUGCCAACAGAAAUUUACCUGCUCCUGGCGCCGGUGAAAUUCUGCCCAUCUUAGUGCGUGCGCAUUCAAGCGAACCGCUUGAACUGCUGGCAGUCACCGUAGAGGUACCGCAAUUGGUGGGCAUGCAACAAGCUGAAGUCGUUUUGUAUUUGGAUGUCCUCUCCGGCACGCGCUUUCAAAGUAUAAGCGCGCGUAAGCCGCAUUCGUUAAUCACCCUGCAAAUAGCCACUGAAACGUUGCUUGCCUUUGUCGAGGAUUGUUGCACCAUACGCGUGUUUGUCUAUCGCGGCGUGCAGGGCUUCGUGGAGUUUGUGAGCUUCAAGAGCGAAGCGGAUGUUUUGAAAAUAUUCGCCGUUAUGCUACACGACAGUGAUGGUUUGGAGCAGCGGCCGCACUUGGGUGUCGCUCAUGCUGUAGGUCUAGUCUUCUACCGCUUUGUUGGCGCGGGCUCAACGCUGCGCAUGCCCGCAAACCUACUGUGCAAUUAG